This is a messenger RNA of Tarenaya hassleriana, 522 nucleotides long. RefSeq lists its product as uncharacterized. Lineage: Eukaryota; Viridiplantae; Streptophyta; Magnoliopsida; Brassicales; Cleomaceae. The record is from RefSeq and is a predicted model, not a curated record. The transcript is spliced from 2 exons. The coding region runs from base 110 to 325 and encodes 71 amino acids.
AAAUUUCUCGCACAUACACACAGCAAUACCAUUUUUCUCAUCUCGACCGAAGAAGAAGAAGAAGACGACGCCGACGAAGAAGUAGAAGAAGGUAGAGAGAGAGCGAAAGAUGGGUGGAGGGAUGGAAACGAACAAGAACAGGUUCAUCGAGGAUUGGAGCAGUGCCAGGGAGAAUCUCGAGCACAACUUCCGUUGGACUCGUCGCAACCUCGCCCUCGUCGGGAUCUUCGGCAUCGCCCUCCCGAUCCUUGUUUACAAGGGAAUCGUCCGAGAAUUCCAUAUGCAAGACGAGGACGCAGGCAGACCUUACAGGAAGUUCCUCUGAGUUUGCUUGCUUGCUUGGAAGCAUCUUUGCAAUAAAUCUCAGCAAAAUCGAAAAUCGGUUUUUGCUUUCAGCAGCUCAAAUCCAUCACAAAACUCUGCUUUUUUUAUAACAUUUUCGCACUGGCUUGAACAUAUCAACGACAGAAUUCUGUAAAAUGUUUGUUUGUUUGCAAAUAAAAACCGGCAGCUUUUAUUUUU